Messenger RNA from Rattus rattus (black rat), 1250 nucleotides. Its product is annotated as gamma-secretase subunit APH-1B-like. The record is from RefSeq and is a predicted model, not a curated record. Gene Ontology annotation, cellular component: endoplasmic reticulum; gamma-secretase complex; membrane. Gene Ontology annotation, biological process: Notch signaling pathway; positive regulation of catalytic activity; Notch receptor processing. Gene Ontology annotation, molecular function: protein-macromolecule adaptor activity. The transcript is spliced from 6 exons. Bases 113 to 1234 code for a protein of 373 amino acids. NCBI's taxonomy places the organism in Eukaryota, Metazoa, Chordata, Mammalia, Rodentia, Muridae.
CCUCUUCUCUAAUUGUGCUCGGAGCACCUGGCAGGCGUGUCCCGUCCCAUAUCCCGCUAAGACAGCGUCCCAUGCACCUUGGAUCCACCCGGGACUGACUUCUGCGGGUACCAUGACAGCGCCGGUGUUCUUCGGUUGCGCCUUCAUCGCCUUCGGGCCCGCGCUCGCUCUCUACCUCUUCACCAUCGCCACCGACCCUUUGCGAGUCAUCUUCCUCAUCGCCGGUGCUUUCUUCUGGUUGGUGUCUCUGCUGCUUUCGUCUGUUUUCUGGUUCCUAGUGAGAGUCAUCACUGACAACAGAGAUGGACCAGUACAGAAUUACCUGCUCAUCUUUGGAGUGUUGCUCUCUGUCUGUAUCCAAGAGCUGUUCAGGCUCGCAUAUUAUAGACUGUUAAAAAAAGCCAGCGAGGGUUUGAAAAGCAUAAACCCUGAGGAGACAGCACCCUCGAUGCGACUGUUGGCCUAUGUUUCUGGCUUGGGCUUUGGAAUCAUGAGUGGAGUGUUUUCCUUUGUGAACACCCUGUCUAAUGCCUUGGGGCCAGGCACAGUGGGCAUUCAUGGUGAUUCUCCUCAGUUCUUCCUUAAUUCAGCUUUCAUGACGCUGGUUAUCAUAAUGCUGCACGUGUUCUGGGGCAUCGUGUUUUUUGAUGGCUGUGAGAAGAAUAAGUGGUACAUCCUCCUUACAGUUCUCCUGACCCAUCUGGUGGUGUCCACCCAGACUUUACUAAGUCCUCACUAUGAAGUGAAUCUGGUGACAGCAUAUAUAAUCAUGGUGUUCAUGGGCAUCUGGGCAUUCUGUGUUGCUGGAGGCAGCCGCCGAAGCCUGAAACUCUGUCUGCUCUGCCAAGACAAGGACUUUCUUCUUUACAACCAGCCCCAGAUAACCUCUGACGUCAGCACCUCCAAACAGCAGCCUGUGUGCAGAGGAAGGGCAGCGGGCCCUGUUCUAAAUGACCCUUUUCUUCUGGAGCUUUGGAGCAGCAGAGCUUCUAGCCUGCAGCUGUCCUGUGCUUUCAUGCAGCAGCCUCUGGAAGAGCUGCAGUGUGGCCUGCAGCCUGGCUGCACAUUUGAGGCAUCUGGGGAAACAAAGACCGAUGCUUCUGGGCUUCCCCUCCAGACUCGAGUAUCCCAGAUGUGCAAUACAGCUGAGUCACUGGGGUCCAAUGGGAAGUUUCAGAGAACCCAAAGGCUGUUCUGUAUUUGUCUCCUAAGCCAACUUCUGCUGAGCAAGUAAAUUUCUGAAAACCUGG